Molecule: messenger RNA, 719 nt
Organism: Musa acuminata subsp. malaccensis (wild Malaysian banana)
Lineage: Eukaryota; Viridiplantae; Streptophyta; Magnoliopsida; Zingiberales; Musaceae
Product: horcolin-like
Molecular function (GO): carbohydrate binding
Source: RefSeq, a predicted model, not a curated record
UGUUGACGUGUGCAGAUGUGCGUGUCCGUAUCUAUAAAUACCUCCGUCCCUCCUCGGGGAGAGGGUGUGCAACAAUACCAUCUUCUUACAGUCAGAAAUCCACAUCUGCUAAUGGCUGGAGCGAUCAAGGUCGGGACGUGGGGCGGGAAUGGAGGGUCCGAGUGGGACAUGGGCCCUGCUUACCGCAUCGACAGCGUCAAGAUUAACGCUGGGGACAUCAUCGACGCGAUCGAGAUCACCUUCACCCGUUAUGGGUUGACCGAGACCCAACACUACGGUGGAACGGGUGGCGAACCCCAUGAGAUCGCUUUCGAGGAUGGAGAAUACAUUAUGUCGAUGGAGGGACAUGUGGUUGACUACUUUGGGUUGACCAUCAUAGGGAAACUUACUCUAACCACCAACAGGAGAACCUUCGGCCCUUUCGGAGCGUACGAGGGAACUCCCUUCUCCAUUCCUGUAGCGGAGGGUAAGAUUGCAGGGUUCUUUGGACGUGCUGGUUCUUUCAUAGAUGCAAUUGGGGUUUACUUGAUGCCCAACUAGAAGAAGAAGAAGGGUUCCUAACAUUCGGAUGCUCCAAUGAACAAGGAUUGCUGUUUGCUUGCUGUGUGUGUGUGUGGUUGCUACAAUAAAUGAUUUGGAUGCUCCGAUAAGUCCUAAGUGUUGUAAUAAAUAAGUUGGAUGUUUCUUUAAAUAAAAUUAUUAUUGUGUACUUUGAUAAA